GGUAGCUGGGAAUUAGCCGCAUGAAUGCUAAGGAAGUGUUGUGGCCAAGGGACCCAGGAGAAUGAGCCGACACAGAAGCGGGUGGCUACAACCUCCACUGUUCAUCUAAAUGAUGCUAACUUAAACAUCCCAUGUCGGUUCGCCGUUGUUCACACCUGUUGUGUGAAGGUGAACCAUGGAUUUCCUCACCCUCUUCGCCGUCUAUGUUGUGGUGAUCCUGACGUGUAUCGCUCUGGUUUGCAAGUACUCGGGCCAGCAACAAACGCCUUUUGGUGUAAUAUUCAACUGUAUUUCAAGGGUAACCGCACCAUUUGUACCAGUAUGGCUUCAAAGGUUGUCGCAGAGAAGUUUGCAUGGUCUCUUCCAUCAAAGGAACCGCACCUUCAUCUACCUCCAUCUGCUGUUGGAGCUGUUGGCCUACGGAGAGUUUAGCUAUGAGGUGUUUGGCUUCUGCAGGGAUAUGGACACCACUCUCACUAGCCUGUCAGUGCCUUACAUCCUGCUGGCUGUGAAGACCUACUUGUUCUACCUUUGCAUCACCACUGAUCCAGGCACAGUCACGCAGGCCAAGAUGUCUGGCCAGCUCUCCAUCUACCCUUAUGACCGAAGGAUGUUCCACCCUGGGGUGCCUUGUCCAACCUGCCAACUGGUCAAACCGGCUCGCUCCAAACACUGCAGAGUGUGCGACAGGUGCGUCCAGCGCUUUGACCACCACUGCAUCUGGGUGAACAACUGCUUGGGGGCCCGCAACACGCGCUACUUCAUCCUCUACCUGAUGAGCGUGUGCGCCAUGGCGGGGAGCAUGGCGCUGCUGACGGGUGACAUGCUUCUCCACGCCGUGCUCCGCUCGGGGCUCCUGAGGUCGUCCUACAUGGACGGGCAGGGCCAGCGGCAGCAGGCGGGGCCCCUGUUUGUCUUCCAGCAUCUAUUCCUCACCUUCCCCCGAAUCGUCUUCAUGCUGGGCUUCCUGGUGUUUGUGUGUCUCCUGCUGGCCGGCUACGCCCUGUUCCACUGCUACCUGGCCCUGGUCAACCAGACCUCCAACGAGUGGUACAAGGGCAGAGGCAUGGUGUGCCAACACUGCCACCCCAACAAUCCGGCCACCUCAGCAGACAGCCACUGUGGCCCCGCCCCCGACCGUUCUAGAAGACACUUCUACAGUCGAGGCAUGUGGAGGAAUCUAGGGGAGAUCUUCUUCCCUCUCUGUCCUGUGCAUAAGAAAGACAAUUGAGGCAAUGGUCAUUUGGACACUGCUUUGCAGUGUGUUCAAGUUGUGUUUUAUAGUUUUUCGAAUUUGACACCUAAGGGAUGUGGAUAUUUAAAUAAAGGUGCUUUUAUAAACAAAAA
This is a messenger RNA of Gadus morhua (Atlantic cod), 1347 nucleotides long. It is a transcript of the gene zdhhc4, whose product is annotated as zDHHC palmitoyltransferase 4. The transcript has 7 exons. Gene Ontology annotation, cellular component: endoplasmic reticulum; Golgi apparatus. Gene Ontology annotation, molecular function: protein-cysteine S-palmitoyltransferase activity. Gene Ontology annotation, biological process: peptidyl-L-cysteine S-palmitoylation; protein targeting to membrane. The record is from RefSeq and is a predicted model, not a curated record. Bases 176 to 1231 code for a protein of 351 amino acids. Lineage: Eukaryota; Metazoa; Chordata; Actinopteri; Gadiformes; Gadidae.